AAAGUGUAAAUAGAGAAUAAAUUUUAUUUUUUUGGGGUGAAAUUUAGGGCCCAGAAAGAAGUAAAAGUUUAGGGCCCAUACUCCUUGAAUAUAAACUCAUUAAACUAUGCAUAAUUUUUCUAAACCUAAUCCCAAAAAAAUAAAAACAUUUUCGUUUAAUUACCCUCUAGUUAGGGCUAGGAAAAUCAGCAUAGGAAAAAUCAUUUGAUCAAUGGCGGCGCACUUAUCCGAUGAUUUGCUCUCUGAAAUACUCGUGAGAUUACCUGCAAAAUCUCUGGUUCGUUUAAGAUCAACCUGCAAAACAUGGAAAUCAAUAAUCACAAACCCUUUAUUUCACAAAUCUCACUUUCACCAUUGUUCAUCUCAAAAGUCGCCUUUAAUUCCAUCCUUCCUUUUCUUCCGAUCAGAAGGCUACAUAUUCUCACUCAAUCUGGACCUUAACCACAAAGAAAACACCAAAAAUGAGGUGGAUCGAAACUUCGUAUCGGUGACCCCACCAGUAGAAGCAAGUCUAGGGUCAUGUAACGGUCUUGUUUGCUUACAUGUCAUAAACGCAAAUGUGAUCAUAGUUUGGAAUCCAAUCACAAACGAAUAUCGAGAUAUCGAAUCACCUAUAAAUGGGUAUAGCAUUUGUAAAUCCGGGUUCGGGUUUGCCUCCUCGAUCAAUGACUAUAAGAUCUUGUUGGUGGUAGCUACACGCUAUUAUAGGAGAGAUUCAGAAUCAAUAAUAUAUGUUUACUCAUUUAAGAAAAGAAAGUGGAGAUUGUUAGAUUUCAAUGUUGCUGUUCAAGGAAUGGGAUCGUCAACGACAUAUGCUCAAAUUAACUAUGAACCUUGGAGUAAUUGGCGUUCGAUUACUAAAAUACAGGAGGCAGUUCAACUCCAUGAAAAAUUUCAUUGGGUUGUUGGGCCUCGAUGUAGCAAUUGGGGUUCAAUAACUGAUUAUUAUAUACUUAAAUUUGAUUUGGUUAAAGAAAUAUUUGAGAGAACAUCUGAUAUGAAGGGAAGGAUCACAAAACAUAUCAAGCCUAAGGACAUGUAUACCGUAAAAGCAUUCGUUGGAAUCACAAGAAGGAAUAAUUUAUGUGUUUGUCAAACUAUUGAUUCUUUUUGGGGAGAUGCUGAUGUUCCCACAUGUGUUGAGACUUGGAUGUUGGAGGGAUGUGACAACGAUGAAGGGCGCGAGUCGUGGAAGAGAUUGUUCAAGCAUAGAGGAGAUUGGAGGUAUAUGGGAGAUGAGCAUAGCUUGUUGAAGAUUACUGGUAAUGCUAGGGUUAUGAUUAUGGAAAAAAAGAACACAAAUAUGGAACAUAUGCUUGUUCUUGAUGCAACUCAAGAUACUUUGAAAUAUGUCCAAGUUAAUAAUAAAUAUGUUGCACAACAUAAAAGAGGUGAUGAUAUUGCCUACUCCAUCACCUAUCUUGAAACUCUAAUAUCUCCGGAUUCUUUGUUUCAAUUACAUUAGGUUUUGCAAACUCUCCUAAACCCUAGCCGUCCUCUUUUCUUCUUUCUUUUUUUUUUUUUUUUUUUUUUUUUUCUCUCUAAGGUUUACAAAUUUUAAAGGGUUUUUAGGCCGGAAAUAGUCAAAUUUCUUCCUCCGGCCCUUUUGGUUUAAUUAUUCAUGUGUUUGUCUUCAGAUUCAAUAAAACUACAUCGUUUGAGUGUAGUAAGUUCCCCUGUGGUGGGAAGGUGGGAUUAGUUGAGUAUUUGGGUUAUAGUAUUAGUAUAGUUUUGGUGGAGUAUCGUCGUGAAUUCGGUUCGUUGAUAAAGAAUUAUACGAGAUUGAACCAGUUAUCAAAAUUUUAAAUUGACUUAAAUGAAUAGGAUGGAAACCGUCAUCGCGGCUACAACAAAUCGUUAGAUCGUCUCUCCGAAAAGGUUGUAUGUUCCAGCGCGAUAUGUCCCACAGUGCAAGAUCUUCCCAACGAUGGUAGUUUUGAUGAAGGAAUACCU
This is a messenger RNA of Spinacia oleracea (spinach), 1953 nucleotides long. RefSeq names its product putative F-box protein At3g24700. Gene Ontology annotation, molecular function: protein binding. Bases 212 to 1465 code for a protein of 417 amino acids. The record is from RefSeq and is a predicted model, not a curated record. Lineage: Eukaryota; Viridiplantae; Streptophyta; Magnoliopsida; Caryophyllales; Amaranthaceae. The transcript has a single exon.